AUGAGCCGAGCGUCUCAGAGCAGCAGAACAAACGAAUCAAACAUCUACAAAGGGCGCUACAGCGAGCCGGUGCCGACUACCAACCUUCACAACAAUGAAGAUGAUUUCCCAGAAUUUGAGCCUUUUGAUGAAGAGGCCAUGCCAAGAGCAUAUGCACCUGUGGGCACGGCUCUGUUGGUGCAGCGUGUCGACAUGUGUCAGCAGUUAAACAAACCAAACCACUACACCACCACCUACGACAUCCAAAACCUGGUGGUCCGCCGUGGGCAGGAGUUCGUCGUGCGAGUCACCUUCAACCGCCCGCUGGCCCAAGGAGACGACUUCCAGCUCGAGUUCCUGAUUGGUUCAGACCCCACUCCCAGUAAGGGCACUCUGGUGGCGGUGACUUUCGGUUCCCGUCGUGGCGGUCCGUGGUCUGGCCGGAUCGUGGAGACUAAGGGUGAAUUGGUGCUGCUGGGCGUCACACCGACCGCCGACGCCAUCGUGGGGAAGUUUCGUACCUACGUGGCCAUUGUUACGGGCGGCGGCAUUCAGCGAACCAGCAGGGACGCCAACACCGACCUGUACCUGCUGUUCAACGCCUGGUGUCCACAAGACGCUGUGUUUCUUGCUGAUGAAGCGGCACGCAGGGAGUACGUCAUGAGCGACUACGGCGUGAUCUUUGAGGGUACAGUUGCAGAUAUGUCAAAGCGCAACUGGAUGUAUGGACAGUUUGAGCGUGGGAUCUUGGACGCCUGUAUUUACAUCCUGGAUGCGUCUCGGAUGCCGAUCUACAACCGAGGCAACAUCGUCCAACUGGUCAGGAUGGGAUCUGCUAUGAUUAACUCUCAGGACGACAACGGCGUGUUGGUUGGGAACUGGAGCGAAGACUUCUCCAUGGGCACGGCGCCGACAGCUUGGACGGGGAGCGUCAAAAUCCUGCUGCAGUACGCCAACACCGGAGUCCCCAUUGGCUUUGGCCAGUGCUGGGUGUUUGCUGGAGUCUUCAACACCUUCCUCCGCUGCCUCGGCAUCCCGUCGAGGGUCAUCACCAACUACAAUUCAGCUCACGACAACACGGGCAACGUGAAGACUGAUAUCAUCCUCAAGAUGGACGGCACGCCGGACAUAAGCAACACCAGGGACACCAUCUGGAACUACCACUGCUGGAACGAGGUGUUCACCGUGCGCCCUGACCUGCCGGCCGGCCUCUCGGGGUGGCAGGCGGUGGACGCCACGCCCCAGGAGACCAGUGACGGAUAUUUUCGCUGUGGUCCGGCCUCGGUCACCACCAUCAAGGAGGGUCUGCUGUGCCACCCGUUUGACUCUAGAUUUAUCUUCGCUGAGGUGAACAGUGACAUGGUCUUCUACAAGCGGGAUCGCUAUGGGACUCUGACUCCAUAUCGGGUGGAUAAGACUUAUGUUGGAAAGGCUAUUUACACCCAGGCUAUAGGCAGCACAGCACCUCUGGACAUCACGCACACCUACAAGUACCCUGAAGGUAGCGCAGAAGACAACAGGACUAUGGCUCGGGCGGAGGACUACGGCUGUGAGAGGGAUCACUCUGAGCUACCUGACGCCCAGCUGACUGUCGCCAUCACGGCUGAACUGGUCAGUCUGGGUCAGGAUGUGAACCUGGCAGUGGAUUUCCAGAACCAGACUGAACACUCCACCACGGUCAAAGCUCACCUGACCGGCUCCGUCAUCUUCUACACCGGAGUCAUAUCCAAAAGCUUCAGAGAUCAGGACUUCACUGUCACCGUGGCGGCCAAUUACACCGAGCGUGUGAAGUUUAAGAUCCCCGCUCAGGAGUACAUGCCUUACCUGGGCUCUCAGCUCUCCCUGCAGUUCAUUGUGACUGGAAAGGCUGACGACCAAUCAGUGUCCGUCAUCAAAGUGAUAAAAAUGCAGACCCCUAGCCUCACCCUCACGGUGAGGGGCCGGCCUCAGGUGCAGCAGGAGAUGACGGUGACCGUUUCCUUCACCAACCCCUUCAACUUCCCCCUGCAGGGCGUUAACCUGGCCAUGGAGGGAUCCGGACUCAUAACCCACAGGACACGCUACUACAGGGUCAUUGAUCCUCUGGCGUCGAUCUCCUGGAAGGAGUCGUUCUUCCCUCGGCUGGUUGGACCCCGUCAGAUCGUUGCGGUGCUGGACAGCAGCUACCUCCGCCAGGUGUGGGGAAAGGCUGACAUCGUCAUCAGCGCCUGAGAUGAUUGGUCCACAGAGAUGUGACCCCACCCCCUUUCCAUUUACGCCACGCU
Morone saxatilis (striped sea-bass) is the source of this 2243-nucleotide messenger RNA. Its product is annotated as coagulation factor XIII A chain-like. Lineage: Eukaryota; Metazoa; Chordata; Actinopteri; Moronidae. The transcript has 18 exons. Bases 1 to 2190 code for a protein of 729 amino acids. The record is from RefSeq and is a predicted model, not a curated record. Gene Ontology annotation, biological process: peptide cross-linking; blood coagulation, fibrin clot formation. Gene Ontology annotation, molecular function: protein-glutamine gamma-glutamyltransferase activity.